ACAAGGGGGGGGGGGGGGGGGAUAGAAACGGAUACGAGCAGAUUUGAUGGUCAGGUGGUGGUGUCAGGGCACAGUGCAGGAUCUGAGAAACAUCCAUGAGCCUUUGCGCUCCGGAUCCUCUCAUCCAUGUGGCCCCUAAAAUCAAAAAAAUGUGCUUGGACAAUUGGUUUGCAACAGCUUUGGUGAUGGCCUCGAGGGCAUAAGGACACCUAACCUGGUCACCAGUGUCCUACAUUUUGCAGCUCGUCGAGACUUUUGCCGCACGCUGAACAGUGGCAGCACGAUGUAGGGAAGGCCCGAGGGCCAUAGUGCGAUGAACUGUAUUUCGAACGGUGCAAAUUGUGUCUCGAUCGGAGCCGGAUCGAAAAGCACUCGCGAGACCCGAAUACCAGGAAUACCAUGAGAAUGUCCUUUCCUGCCGGGAUUCAAAAAUUCUCACUGCCAUAUACUUUCCCUGUGUCGUGGGCUCUGUCACAACUUUAACGACUUCCUCUUGUGCACAAUUUUGACCUCCUCCCCUUUUGUCAACUGCAAUAUGACGUUUGUUAUGCCGCUGUCGAUUGGCGUGUCAACAAGCACUGGAGUCGAGCGGGCUCUGCGGAUGCUGACUCCUGUUCGCGAUCGGGUAUCAACAGUUUUUCGCUGACAGGUGGAAAUUCCUGUGUAAGAUAGGCAUGAUUCUCCACAGAGGACUUAGCCACGGAGUCGCUGUUAUCUAACCCCAUGUCGGGUUAUGGCGGUGUUUCUCAGCACCUGGAUCGGGAGUCGGUAGCUGUUUGCUCCUCCAUUGGCAGUGGUUUCUUUCGGGCUUGAUGGGGUCUCGCCAUCCCUUAGGCGACAUACCUGGUCCCUCUCCUUGAUGAUUGACGGUCCAGUGGCACACAGAUUCGGCGAUGGAGACAGAUGCGCGCGGGUGAAAGGGCGGAAUCGUUUGGCACGAAUGAGAUUACUCGGGUCCUCGUAUAAUCCAAAUCGGUCUGUCGCGCUCUCAUUGAUUCCGCUCAUCAUUUUCAACUGCAAUGAUGGGCAGGAAGACCACAGCUCAAAGGAAACGAUUCGACUUCCUCCUUAUACUAUCUCCCGCACGUUCCACGUAUUGCCUGAAUGAAACUCGACAAUUUCUCAG
Molecule: messenger RNA, 1126 nt
Organism: Marchantia polymorpha subsp. ruderalis
Lineage: Eukaryota; Viridiplantae; Streptophyta; Marchantiopsida; Marchantiales; Marchantiaceae
Source: the annotation of a GenBank genome assembly